Messenger RNA from Mycetomoellerius zeteki, 2544 nucleotides. Its product is annotated as DNA repair endonuclease XPF mei-9. The record is from RefSeq and is a predicted model, not a curated record. Bases 51 to 2525 code for a protein of 824 amino acids. Lineage: Eukaryota; Metazoa; Arthropoda; Insecta; Hymenoptera; Formicidae. Gene Ontology annotation, biological process: nucleotide-excision repair involved in interstrand cross-link repair; double-strand break repair via homologous recombination; resolution of meiotic recombination intermediates. The transcript has 8 exons. Gene Ontology annotation, cellular component: nucleotide-excision repair factor 1 complex. Gene Ontology annotation, molecular function: damaged DNA binding; single-stranded DNA binding; single-stranded DNA endonuclease activity.
GGAGCAAUUAAGAAAUUUAGAAAUUGAAUUCUCGAAAAUUAUCGAUAAACAUGUUGGAAUACGAAAACCAAAUCUUCCUUGACAUCCUUCAGGAGGAUGGAUUAGUUAUUACUGCUAAGGGUCUUGGUAUAGAAACUGUUUUUACAAAUGUGAUAAAAGCUUAUUUGGAUCCGGGAAAUCUGGUUAUAGUUCUAGGAACCACUGAUUAUGAUGAGCGUUACUUUAUUGAUCUACUUAAAAGUUAUGGAACAAGUAGAUUACCAUUUGUAGUUAAUGCAGAAUGUUCUUCUAACGAAAGGGAAAUAAUGUAUUUGGAAGGUGGAGUGCUGUUUAUAUCGGGUCGUAUUUUGGUGGUAGAUCUGUUAAAAAAUAGAGUUCCACUGCACUUGGUCACUGGCAUUCUCGUCUAUAGAGCUCACAAUAUACUGAAUGCUUAUCAAGAAGCAUUUGCAUUGCGUUUGUACAGACAAAAUAAUAAGACUGGAUUUAUCAAGGCAUUCACAAGUUCGUCACUGGCUUUUACAGUUGGAUUUUUGAAAGUAGAACGAGUUAUGAAAGCUUUGUUCGUGAAGAAAUUAUAUUUAUGGCCGCGUUUCCACGCAACUAUUAAUAAUUGCUUGUCUAAGCAUGAGCCCGAUGUUAUAGAAUUACAUGUGCAGAUCACAACAAAGAUGCAAAACAUUCAAAGUACUUUGCUUGAUGUUAUGAAUUAUGUCGUAAAAGAAUUAAAGAGGCUCAAUAAAUAUUUAGAUUUAGACGAAUUGACUGUGGAAAAUGCAGUGGCAAAGAAAUUUCACAAGCAGUUACAUUUGCAAAUAGAUCCAAUUUGGCAUCAACUUAGUAUAACGACCAAACAAUUUUUUUCUGACUUAAAAACAUUACGUUCCCUUAUUAUAUCUUUGACGUACGAAGAUUCUGUUUCAUUUUAUGUCAUGCUAAAUCGUUUACGGACUAUGGAAUAUGCUAUGAAAGCCGGUGGUUGGAUAAUGUUGGAUGAAUUCGAGAAUCUGUUUAAGUAUGCCAGAAGCAGAGUUUAUACAGAAAAGAAUGAACUGAAACCAGAACCAAACCCAAAAUGGGAAGCUUUAUCAGAAGUCUUAUUUGAGAUUCAAGAACAGAAACAUAAGAAAAAAGAUUAUGAAAAUAUUGAUAAAGUUCUUAUCUUGGUACACGAUAAUCAUAUAUGUCGCCAAUUGAAGAAUUACUUAACUAUGGGUGCAAAUGAAUACUUACUUUAUGAAGCUCUGAAAAAACUAUCGCAUAAUAAAGAACAAAAGACAAGUGACGAUAGUAGAAAGAAAACGAAAGAUCAGCCAUCAACAUCUGAAAGUAACAUAGAUGAAGAAACGGAAGACACUCAAGAUACUUAUGUGCUCACCUUGUCGCAAAAAUGCGUAGAAGGAACUCAAUCCAAUACUUCUACAGAAGAUAUCAAACAUCAGACAUUGUUUGAAGAAUGUUCGCAAAUUGCAGAAUUGGAUUUGACUAGAGAACAUUAUGCAACAUCUGCACCUAUCGUUUUUAUACAAGCCAUAAAGAAAGGAGGAGAUCCAAUGGCCUUACAACGAAUGUUAACCGAGCAUAUCCCAAACAAUAUUAUUUUGUAUGCAACCGAUAUCGGCAUUGUGAGGCAAUUAGAGAUAUAUCAGAAUAAUAAUCCGUCAUUAAAUUUAAAAGUGUAUUUUUUAAUUUAUGGUGGAUCGAUUGAGGAACAAGAAUAUCUUACUUCCUUACGACGAGAAAAGGAAGCAUUUGAGUCUUUGAUUACUACGAAAAUUACCAUGGUUGUGCCAGAAAAUCAGGACGGCAAAUCGGAUGAUUGUUUGGCUUUUACAAUUCAAUCAGAUGAUGCAAAUCAGGAAAACACGCGUAAAGGAGGGAUGCAAUCUGAAGUCAAAAUAAUUCCAAAAGUUAUUGUCGAUAUGAGAGAAUUUAGAAGUGAGCUACCAGCUAUUCUCUAUACGCGCGGUAUAAAAAUCGAACCAGUAACAUUAGUGGUAGGUGAUUAUAUUUUAACACCAGAAAUAUGUGUUGAGAGGAAAAGCAUAUCUGAUUUAAUCGGUUCUUUACUUUCCGGGAGAUUAUAUAAUCAAGCAGUUUCCAUGACAAGGCAUUAUGCUAAACCUAUGCUUCUCAUAGAAUUUGAUCAAAAUAAACCAUUCUGUUUUCAGCAAGGACGAGAUCAGCCCGAUUCCAAUGUAGCUGCUAAAAUUGGAGCAGAUGAAGACACAGAAAACAAGCAAAUAAUAGUAGAAAAAUAUAAUCCUCACAUCCAAGAUUUUAUAGGUAAAUUACCGGGUGUACAUUCGAAAAAUUUGCGUGUCCUAUUAAAUAAAGGGAAAUCAUUAGAUCAUCUUAUCAAGCUAUCACAAGAAGAACUAAAAGAAAUACUUGGAAAUAAAAAUGAUGCUGAAUUAUUAUAUAAAGCUCUACACGAGAAAUGUUUAUCAACAGAUGAAGGUCCGGGAACUAGCAAAGUUUCUAAAGUACGUGGUAAGAAACUUUUCUCUAGAGUAAAAAAAUAAUGUAAAAGAUGUAUCUUGA